This is a messenger RNA of Drosophila rhopaloa, 1794 nucleotides long. Its product is annotated as luciferin 4-monooxygenase-like. Lineage: Eukaryota; Metazoa; Arthropoda; Insecta; Diptera; Drosophilidae. Gene Ontology annotation, biological process: long-chain fatty acid metabolic process; fatty-acyl-CoA biosynthetic process. The record is from RefSeq and is a predicted model, not a curated record. Gene Ontology annotation, molecular function: long-chain fatty acid-CoA ligase activity. The coding region runs from base 35 to 1642 and encodes 535 amino acids. The transcript is spliced from 5 exons.
GGACGGCGAGCAAGUUCUUCGAGGAAACCACAAUAUGGCUAUGAUACCUACCACCUACAGUGAAAAGGAUAAUGUCUGGAGCGGAGCCAAGCGCAACUCCAUGUACAACUAUGAUUCCUCCGUGGGCAAAAUCAUUUUCAACAACAUGAGGAACUGGCCCAAAAACGUUUGUCAGAUUUGUGAUAUUGAUGGAGUAACAGUCACCUUCGAGCAGGGAUUAACGUGGGCUAUUCGGAUUGCCCAGUACCUUAAAAAGAGAGGUCUUAACCACAAGGAUGUUAUUGGCAUUGCGGCCAAGAACUCAACAUAUGUAAUGCCCCUUGGAGUGGCCUGCCUGAUGAACGCCACUCCUUUCCACUCGGUUAAUCCUAUGCUAGAUGAUGGAUCUUUAACCCAUGUCUUCUCGAUCACCAAGCCAACUCUGGUUUUCGUCGAUGGACACGAAUACGAUAAGAUUCAUAAGGCAACUAUUGGAUGGCAUCCGGAAAUCUUUACCCUAUCCGAUCAUGUUGAAGGAGUCCAGAGCAUUGAGACCCUGCUGGAUCCAACAACCACUGAAAGGAUGUACCAACCAGAAGUUCUAAAGGAAGGUGGCGAUCAAACCGUAGCCAUCCUGUGCUCCUCUGGAACUACUGGACUGCCUAAGGCCGUCUGCAUUUCCAACAGCAUCCUGAUACAGGACAGCAUGCUAAUCACGAGCCAAUCCGUGGUUUAUGUUGGAAGCUGCCUGGACUGGAUCACCGGUUUGUGGGCCUUUGUCUUCAGCACUGUUUUUGGAUGCACAAGGAUCAUUAGCAACAAAGCCUUUACCCCCGAGUAUUUCGUAGGUCUGGUGAAGAAGUACAAGAUCAACUAUGCCGUGCUCCCACCUCGUCAUCUAUCCGCGCUAAUCGCUUGCCCAGAUGCCAAGCCGGAAGCCCUGGCAUCAAUUUCGAACCUUAACUACGGCGGUGGAUCGCUUUCCCUAGCCACUCUGCAGCGAUCGCAGGAAAUCUGCAAGGCUGCCAUGUUUAACUCGGGAUACGGAAUGACAGAGGUGGGCGCCAUCACGAUCAAUAUUGGAAUCAGCAACGUCUCCUCGGCGGGCAGACCAGUGCCGGGACUAAAGAUUCGGAUCGUGGACGAGGAUGGCAAGAACCUGGGAUACAACGAUGUGGGCGAGAUCUAUGUGCACACGGGUCAGGCCUGGAAUGGGUACUACGGCAAUCCCGUGGAGUCUCGGCGCAUGCAGGACUUCGAAGGAUGGUUUCACACCGGCGAUCUAGGCUACUUCGAUGAGCAGAACUUCCUCUACAUAGUGGACCGCAAGAAGGAGAUCCUCAAGUACCAGGGCCUCCACUACUGGCCCACCGAGAUCGAGGGUGUCAUCUCGGAGCUGCCCCAGGUGCAGGACGUCUGUGUUGUGGGCAUCUACGACGAGCGGGAGGGCGAUGCGGCCGGGGCUCUGGUGGUCAAGAGCAAGGGAGCCACCAUUUCUGGCAAGGAGAUAGCUGACCACGUGGCCAAGCGACUUCCCGCCUUGCAGAAGCAGCUGAGAGCCGGAGUCCAGUUCACCAACAAACUGCCCGCCAAUGUCAAUGGCAAGACGAUGCGCAAGACGGCACGCGACGUAUUCAUCGCCCAGAGCGGAACGGGAAAGUGAGGUCUCAACGAUCCACCCAAUAGUGUAUAGUUUUAAUCACAAGUGCUGGGAGAUACUUCAGAAUUAUGGCUGAAGUGCUCUGGUUGAAGGGGGCUUUCGACUGUGAGGUGACCUUUGGAUCCCAAUAAAUUGAGUUGUACCUACAAAGACAA